This is a messenger RNA of Anarrhichthys ocellatus (wolf-eel), 1009 nucleotides long. RefSeq names its product amine sulfotransferase-like. Gene Ontology annotation, molecular function: sulfotransferase activity. The transcript has 6 exons. The record is from RefSeq and is a predicted model, not a curated record. Lineage: Eukaryota; Metazoa; Chordata; Actinopteri; Perciformes; Anarhichadidae. Bases 1 to 876 code for a protein of 291 amino acids.
AUGGAUUCUCUGGACCUAGUGAGCCCUUACUUGUUCAAGUACAAAAGGAGGAACUUUCUGGUCAAGGACGAAUUGCGACCAACAGGCCUUGAUGCUCUGCAGCAUUUUGAGAUCCGUCCCACUGACAUCUUCCUCGUCACGUACCCCAAGUCAGGUACAAUAUGGAUGCAGCAGAUUCUGGUUCAGAUCAUGGAUGCUGCACACCCUGAAUCGGCAGAAGAUGCCACCAACAGGUCAAGAGUUCCUUGGCUGGAGGGGAGAACUGCGGACAACCCUUUCAGAGAAAGGACUGAUCCUCGAGUCUUUCGCUCGCAUCUCCCCCCAGACAUGUUACCUCAGGGGGUGAAAGCCAAACAAAUCAAGGUUGUGUAUGUUUGGAGGAACCCCAAGGAUGUCCUGGUGUCGCUCUAUCACUUUGCCCACAGUUGGGUGUUGCUGGAAACACCUCAGAGCUUUGAGGAUUUCUUUCAGCAGUUCCUGGAUGGUGACGUUUUCAUGGGAUCAUGGUUUGAUCACAUCUGUGAUUAUCACAACGCACGAGACCAACUGAACAUCUGUUUUGUGCAAUAUGAGAAUAUGUUGAAGGACCUCAGAGGAGAAGUUGUGAAGCUUUGUGCCUUCCUGGGAAAAGAUCUGACAGAUGAAGCCAUUGAUCAUGUUGUGGAGAUGUCCACCUUUAAAAACAUGAAGACCAACCCCAAAGCAAACUACAAGGACUUGGUUGAAACCAACCGCUACAAGAAGAAAACCAUGCGCAAAGGUAUAGCAGGUGACUGGAAAAAUGUCUUCACUGUGGCCCAGAAUGAACAUUUUGACGUGUUCGAGGAGAAGAUGAGCAACUUGCCGCUGACCUGCAUCUGGGAGAUUAAAGAAUAGCUCCUCUUAAAAUCAGCCCCGGCCCUCAAGUGGAGAAAGUCUCCCUCAACAUGUCCGCACGCUCACAAAAACAGUGUUUCACUCCCAAAGUGAUUCUCUCUACACACUUGAACCUUUCUAUGCAGUGACUGGU